GAGGGAUGUGUACAACCCGAACAUGAUCAAGUACUUCUACGAGGAGCGAGCCCAUGCCACAAUGCGAGCAUCCGCCUUGCUGCGGUCCAGGGACGAAACGUCCAUGGACAUGCCCGUCGAGCAGGGCGAGGAUGGAUCUGUUGCGGUCGGCCAGGAUGUAAACCUGGGUGAUCUGGGUGAUGCUUCGAUGGUAGGCUCCGGCUCUGGGUCUACGGUUUCGGGUGGUGCUGGUGAAGCGGACAUACAGCUUCCGAGCCUGGAGGGUGGCAAAAAGGCAUCCUCUGCUCCGGCUGCACGCAUCGUCCGCCUGGCCAAAGCCAUCGAAGAGGAGCAGCCAGGCAUCCUUGGCGGCAUCAGGCUGAUGAGCAAACUGGAUCUACCCAAGGCGGAGCAGAGGCUGCAUGCUUUGGCAAAGCAAUGGAGCAUGACUGUUCCAGUAGCCAUGAAAAUGUACAACAGUCGAAACGUCAGCCAACCAAUGAUUCUCUUGACAACUUGGUUUCACUAUCUGCUGAACCAGAAAUCCGAAAUCUUGCUUGGUGGAUUCUCUGUCGAGCAUCCCCAUUGCUCGCUACUUUUGGAAGCUUUCUGGCGAGCAUAUCAAGAGGAACAACCUACACACAUGGUUUUUCGGCGGCAUUCUCAUGAGCUCUCCAAGUGCAUACCUUACAUGCUGUUUGGGGACGAGGGAAGGUCGCUCCGGAAGAGUCCAAUACAAAUCGUGUGCCUCGAGACGGUUUUUGGGCAGUCCACUUUCGACAACUAUCGGAAGCUGUGGGAACAAGGCAAGCAGAUAGAUGCCGAAGCCUUGCUGGGUACAAUGACUCACACUGGGAGGGGCUCCUCCUUUCUGUCCCGCAUUUUACUUUAUGCACUGCCUCAUGCCCUGUACCGUUCUGACUCCGAAGGAAGCUACAAGCAGUUUUGGUAUGACUGCAUGGAUCAAGUUUCCAGAGCUGCUGUCCGAGUUUUCGAGGAUGGUAUCCCUCACGCUGGCGGGCUGGGCACAUUCUACGGUGUUUGUGUCGGCUUCAAGGGCGAUGCGCCUUUUCUGGCUAAGGCUGCCCAUCUCAAGAGGACUUUUAUGUCUGUCCAGGGGCACAACAAGGGCAUCUGUCCCGACAUCCCCUGGGAAGAUGUCGGGUCGGAACCAGUUUGGGUGCCGACUAUAGGACGGUCGAGGCCUUGGAAGCCGAACAAGUAUUCGUCCGUAAGAUCCAUACCUUUCACAACAUCUUCGCCCGAGCAGCUGCUGCAACCGGACCUCUUUCACUUGGUCAAGCUGGGCAUCGCCCGGCAUUUUGCUGGGUCGUUCUUGGUGCUGGUGGCACACUGGGGCUACUUCUUCUGCGAAGGGAGAAACAGCUUUCCAGAUGUUCUUGCAAGGAUGUAUACUGAUUUCAGAGCUGCCUGCAAAGCCAUGCACUUGACGCCGCACAUCAAGGGCUUUACAAAGGACACCUUCCACUUCGUCAACUUCGAAAGCUGGCCCUGGGGUGGCUGGAAAGGAUCAGACACUCUGCUGAUUCUCCGCUGGAUGAUCCUGCUGCUCAGGCAGGGGUGUUGCUCUGGUGGGUCUGGUGGUGCAAGGACGUCUCCGUGGCUGAAGCACCCACUUGCAACUGAUCAUGCACUCGUGUUCAAGGCUGUUCAUGAUGGAUGCUGUGCGAUCUUGACUUUGUUUCAGGUUGCACAGAAGCAAGGGAUCUGGCUGGACCGCCCUUCUGCUGUCCGGCUGCAUUCCUCCAUCGACUUGUUUUGCUCCUCGUACAGAUAUUUGGCCGGUCUAUUCUUCACGCGAGGCCUGAAUCGGUUCCACCUGGAACCAACUUUGCAUCAACUCAAACACAUUAGCAUCCGCAUACAAGAACAGCUGGCCAACGACGACAUCGAGGCGAGUGGCUGCUCGGAGCUGUGGUCUCCGGACACUCCAGAGACACUUGAUCAGAGUGCACAUGGUCUGAUCCUUCCGGGUCUUUUGGAGCGCAGUGCCAAUUACUUAGUGCAGCCAUAUGGGCAGGCUGUAUCUGUGGAAGGAGGUCUUCUAUCCAGAGCAUACUUGGUUCCAUUCCAGGACGGUGCUAGUGAACCUAAGCAGAACGUGGUGCUGCGCCUACGUCAUUCGGAUUGGCAUUUGUUGGAGGACCUUAGCCAACCUCUCAGAGUGAUACAAGCCAUUUGCCAUGACGUGAAGACGGAUGUGAUCAUGGAUUGUACGCAAAAGGCUACGGUUGUAAUAGGAUCCAGGGCUUUGGUUCAGGAGACUACGGUACAGAUGGCCGAGCUUUUUUGCGGGGGCUUUGCAGGAUGGUCGCAGGCGGCCUGGGUUUUGCAUAAACACCACAUCCCAAUCAGUACACGAUGGACCUUGGAUGUCGACGAGGACUGCCAUCGCAUGCUGCAACUGCAGCAGCCAGAGCUUGACAUUGUACGAUCCUUUGAGGACCUUGAAGGCGUAGCUGACGAGGCUAAACACGUGCAUAUCGACUCCAGCAUUGAUUGGGAUUGGUGGUUGCAUUGUUUUGCUAAGUGGCCAGUCAACAUGGUAGUUGCCUCCCCUCCGGGGCAACCUUGGAACCCCACUGCGCAGGCAUCAGGUCUAGAAUCAGCAGAUGGGCGACUUCUGCUCAGGAUCUUUGACAUCUGCAGUGCCUUUCAGGUUCCUGUGCUCGGCCUGGAGCUAAGCAGCGGUUUCUUUAGGCACCCGCACUACCCGCAGGUUGUAGCUGCUUGGCAGGCAGCAGGUUACGAGUUGCAUUGGCAAGCGCCCCUGAACCUCCUUGACGUGCUGCCGUGUGCGCGCCCACGGUGCUUCGUCAUUCUGUGCCUUCAGCGCCUCCCGACAGAGCCGCCACAGCCAGGCUGUAACUGGGCUUCCUCUAAAAGGGCUAACUUGAAGGCGGCCAGGGCCAUCUUUGAUCAUCCCCCAACCCUUCAUGCCAACCUGAUCUUGUCUGCAGAAGAGCUGGCGGUCUACAUGGACCCUUGGUACAUGCCGCCCUCGCGUUCCGUGCAACAUAAGCAAACGCCGGCUCUCUUCAGGCUUCGUACAGAGCUGCAGUGUGCAGGCUGUUUCCUCCCGCAAUACCAGAAGCAACACUACAUCCCCGAAAGCCAGCUGGCCAGACAAGGGAUGCUAGGAUUUCUUCUGCGGCACAAGGAAGCGGUCAGGUUCUUCAGCGGCGCGGAGAUCGCCUCUCUGCAUGGAGCGGUGCGGCCCCUCCUCCUGCAAACUUCAGGUGACAGCCAAAUGAAGCUCUUAGGUGGUUCCUCUGCUGUGCCCCAGACCAUUGCCUGCCUCACACAUGCGUGUCAUGCACUAGGCAUCGAGGCAUUGCCUGCACCGGAGGCUGCUGUGAAUUUGGCGCUGGCCGAGCGGAUCCACAAUGGCAAUUCCCUGUUCUUGCCUGCCGGGCCUGACUGUAUCUUGUGUCGAAAAGAUCAGGUGUGUGAAGUGCUUGCCACAGGCUUUCAAUUCCAGGAGGUCCCCGGCAGUACCAGUGCAGCCCCUGAGUUUGUCACCUGGACACUGCAUUCCGGCGAAGCCUCAGCCCCGCUCUGUAUCCCUGCAGGGGCCGACCCCCAACAAAUUUUUGAUUUUGCAGGCCUGGAGCAGAACCUGUUGCCGCAAUCACUCGCCAAUAGAGCACAAUCCAUGACCAUACACGUUGCAAGCUGCCCGGUCCUCACUUGUGGAGGCUUCCGAGGAGGAAUGAGUUGUGACUCCCCCUUCUGCGUUUUCGCGUCGGCACAACAGGUGUAUAUUGUUGAUGUCCAGUCGCCCCGCAUGUGGCCACAGCUGUUGAACAUCUUUGAUGACUUGGGAGGUUCGCAGGAGGACUUGGUUUGCUUCAGUGCAUGCGGCCAAAGACUGUGGCACGCAGAGGACUUUGAGGGUUGUGUUGUUGCUGACACCCUUGUUCCCGAUGCCCCGGCCCUCAGCCUUAGCCUCCUGCAUGAUGCCUUUCAGCGGACCGAGCUCCGUAUCUGUGGCGAGGCCUUGCACAUCAGCUGCCCCGUGGACGUAGCGGUUCAGUUCUGGUUGGGUUUCCCUUUUCAGCUUACGGAGGCCUUAGGCUGGACCUCUGCAGUUGUUAACUUCCCGUGCCAGAACUGUGAGCCCAUGGAGCUCCAACUUCGCCCGAGCCUAACUCGGCUACAUGUAUGCCCUGGCUUGCUACCCAGCCAACUCCGCAUCUGGUACAUGGUUGCUAGAUUGGAGGCCAACAAGCUAACGGCUGGCUCCGCUACAGGGUUUCAGGUCGAAUUGCAAGUUGUUGCACGGCGCUGUUGGCAAGGCUACCUGCCUGGCCACUUCUGCAUCGAUGACUUAGGCGAUUGGUGGCGUGAUGCCUCUGAGGCUUGUGGCCUUCCUCCUGACGUCAGGGUGUUCUCUGGCCCCCACCCGCUCCUUCCGGCCACCAGCGUCCAUCAGGCUAGGCAAGAUGCUAAAGGGGUGGUGGUACGCCGUACAGGGGCACUGCUCUUGACCCUGCACCCAAGCUGCGUUGGCGGAGGGGUCAAGGCCACCACCAACUUUGUUGAUGAUGUCUCCAACCAUACUGGUGCCAACAAGCUCUUUCAGACUUUGAGCUCGGGCAGUGAAGGCUCUCGCUGGCAGCAGGUUGUCGACUUUGCUCGCCGCGCCAAUGUCUCCCUGCCGGUGCAGACUAAUCAGGUUGCUAAAGCUGAGGUCCGAGCCCGUCGCCAGGCGACCCGCAAAAAGCAGGACCAACGCUCUUGCAUCCGAGCCUCCGAAGUCUCCAUUGCUCCGGGAUUCUUCCAAAACGAGGAUGGCACUGAUGCGUCCAUACUUGAAAGCCUGAAGCCUGGCGCCACAGGAGUGCUCCUCACUGACGGGCCCCAGGCGGUGGAGCUCCUGCACACAAUGCAAGGGGUGCAACCAGAUGAGUUAGCCCUCCUCGUGUUGGGUCAUGAAUGCCCUUGCCCAGCAGAUGGAUGUCGUAGCCUGUCUUUCCCAGCCACUGGACGCCACUGCGGUUCUCCUCUGCUCCUGGCCGGCUGCUUGCACAACCUCGGGGGAAAGAAGGUGCUACCCCAAAAACAGCAGAACAUUGAUGUCGAGCUCCCAGAUGUUGUUUGCUGUACUUUUGUGGUGUAUGCCGAUGACUGUGACCCCGAGCAAUGGAAGGGCUUCGCUGCAUCACCGGUCAAGUCUGUUGUAACCGCCUUCGCGGGCUGCGCCACGGACAAGGCUCUAUCUGAGCCCUGGCGCCAGCCCUAG
This is a messenger RNA of Symbiodinium sp. CCMP2456, 5245 nucleotides long. NCBI's taxonomy places the organism in Eukaryota, Dinophyceae, Suessiales, Symbiodiniaceae. The record is from the annotation of a GenBank genome assembly.